Messenger RNA from Emiliania huxleyi CCMP1516, 627 nucleotides. RefSeq lists its product as hypothetical. Bases 1 to 627 code for a protein of 208 amino acids. NCBI's taxonomy places the organism in Eukaryota, Haptophyta, Isochrysidales, Noelaerhabdaceae. The transcript has 4 exons. The record is from RefSeq and is a predicted model, not a curated record.
AUGGCGACGCCAGGGUCCGCCGCGGCAGCCGCGGAGGACAGGAAGCUCGCGCUCGACGCCGACGAGGACGUAGGCGAAGAGGGCGAGGAGGGCGGUGAGGAGGGCGCCGAUGGAGCGCCUUCGGCGGCGCGGCUGGCGCGGCUGGCACGCAAGGCGCAGGCGGCCCGUGUCGCGCGGCUGCGGCACAAACAGUUCGCAGCGCUCGUGGCUGAAGAGGCUGCGGCUGCCCCGGCCACCCUCGCGGCAGUGACGGCGGACUUGCGCCGCGCGCUCAAGCCGGAGGAGCUGGGACAGCUGGCCUCGUGGCUGUGUGAGAGGCCCGGCGGAGCAGCUUACGUCGAGACUUACCUGCAGCAGCCAAAGAAGGUCGAGCCGGCGCCAGUCACCGCCAGUCACACGGUCGCCGCGCCGACGCCAGUGGCAAUCUUCCCGCCGCUGCCGCUGAUGCCAGAAGUGCCAUUCGCGCUCGCACCGACCGACGCCAAGACGCCCUCUUCCAAGCCACCGGCCUCCCCCUCCGACGGCACCGAGCGGCAGCGAAAAAAGAAACGCGCGGCCGCACGCGCGGCGGCGCCACCGUCAUUGUCCCCGCCCUUCCUCACCGCUGGCUUCACUGUCUCCCUUUAA